GCACAUGGAAACAAGCAGACAGUACAAAUUACCAGUAUACCAGACCAGCAUUCAACGAAGCAAAUAUAUGAAGAGAAAGUGUGAAGAAUCAGAUCUACUCUUAAAUCGAGCUCUUUGACGCCCAGUUCUACACGCCACACACAUAUUGCACAAACAUGUCUAUCUCCAACGAAGCUUUACAAAAGCUCGUCAACGAAAUUCAAUCCCAGGCCAUUCAAGCCGAGCAGCAAAUCAGUGUCGUUAAAUCUCAAAUUUCUCUCAAGCAACGCGAAAUCCGUAAACUCGAACUCACAUCCACCGAAGUAUCCACGUUACCACCUGACACCAAUGUCUAUGAAGGAGUUGGUAAAAUGUUUGUUUUCAGCCCUACAGCUGAUGUAGACAAGAGGUUGAAUCGCGAGACUAAAGACCUGAAAUCCGAUAUUGAUAAUUUGGGCAAGAAGUUACAAUAUUUAGAAACGACUUACGAGAAGAGUACGGAGAAUAUUACGAGGAUUCUUCAAAGUGGUGGUCGUGCUUGAUGGAAAGUAUCCUCCAUGUUGGACGCAUUCUAGACAUUUGCAUUUUAGAGUUUAUGAAAAAGCUGUGAUCGACCAUUCUCGUUAAUGGCCGGGUAGCUCCUUGGGAAGGAUUUGGCUUGGGAUAGAUGAUUGACUGACUGAUGGUGGGAUUUGGGAUUUCAAGGUGUGGCGAGGGAGGGGGAAUAUAAGUUGUGUGAAGGAGUCAUAUGAACUCCCGAGUCUUUAGAGACAUGCCGUAUCAACAAACAAGCUCAAUCACUUCACAUCACCCUUUCCUUAUCUACUGAAUAAUAGGUUAUGGUGUAUGACUGAACCUCUCACUCCAC
Botrytis cinerea B05.10 is the source of this 847-nucleotide messenger RNA. RefSeq lists its product as hypothetical. Lineage: Eukaryota; Fungi; Ascomycota; Leotiomycetes; Helotiales; Sclerotiniaceae. Gene Ontology annotation, biological process: protein folding. Bases 156 to 521 code for a protein of 121 amino acids. Gene Ontology annotation, molecular function: protein folding chaperone. The record is from RefSeq and is a predicted model, not a curated record. Gene Ontology annotation, cellular component: prefoldin complex; cytoplasm. The transcript has 3 exons.